CCCUGAAUUUUUAGUGCCGCCUGAAACAUACAAGACGUGACGCCCGGAACACUGAACAGAGGAAGAGGAUUACAGCUUUCUUUUUUCAAUCAAAGUAAUCGCCAGAUUGGUUGACGGCCGGUACAACCGCUAUUUCAUCUUCAGACUUCAGACUAACCAACAACCUCCACUGCUCACAUGAAAAGGAAAAUUACUCUCUCUCUCUCUUCCAAACCGAAACGUAGCUUUCACUUCCCUUCUCUGAAUCGCUGCUGCAAAUAUCCUAGUCUGGCGUCUCGGCUCACCAAACAAUAUCAGAUCAUCUCUCUCCCUCUCUAAUUUCUAGGUUUGUUUAGGCCUUGUGUGUGGAAUUUUUCGAUUCCAAUCACAACCGAAACGAUAACGAAACGUCACUUAUAAAAACCGGCACAUUCACGCAAUUCAACACUCUAUCCUUAAAUUCCUCUCUCUCUCUACAGUUCCUCCUCAGAUUCGAUUUAUCUCUUUCACUUGUUUAUGGAUGAUUCGCCAAUAGCGACGCAUCGAUUCCAAACGCUGUCGUUUUGCUGGUGCUUUCUCUCUCUCAUUUUUUUGAAAUUGCGUACUUGUAUUUGAGGCAGUGUUGAGUCUGUUUGAACUGAACUUGGGGAGAGUGAGAGCAGAUUCCGGACGUCGUCGUUUCGAUGUUUUGCUUUGCUUUGUUGCCUUCUUUGUGAAAUUUUCGACGAUCUGAACUGAAAUUUGUUGCUUUCAGCUUCUUGUGGUCAAAUUCGAACAUUAAUAGUUGGAGACUUCACAAGGGUUAGCGUCUCGAGUCGGAGCCAAUGAAUAAACUGGGGUGAUAAUGCACCGGCUAUGACAUCUUAGAAAAUGUUCAUCCAGAUUGUGAUCAAGUUGAAAUGAUAGAAAUCUAGCUUUGGACGCUGAGAAGAUUGGUUUUGAACUCAGUGAAAAAAGGGAACCAUGAGUACACAACUUUUAGAAAUCCUGCCCAGGGAACUGAAAUUUAUAUUUGAAUUGAAGAAGCAGAGCUCAUGUGCAGUAAGGCUGACCAAUGUUACUCAUCGCAAUGUUGCUUUCAAGGUUAAGACUACUUCCCCUAAGAAAUAUUGUGUGCGACCAAAUGUUGGCAUUAUCUUGCCAAAAUCAACUUUUGAAUUUACUGUUACAAUGCAAGCUCCAAAGGCAGGUACUGCUGAAAAGGUGUGCAAAGACAAGUUUUUAAUCCAAAGCACUGUUGUUCCUGCUGGAACAACUGAGAAGGACAUAACAACUGAUAUGUUUAACAAAGACAAUGGCAAGUACAUUGAAGAGAUCAAGCUGAAAGUGGUCCUUAUCAGCCCCCCUCAGUCUCCAGUACUAUCACCAAUAAAUGGGGUGCUUAAGCAGGAACCUCUUUUUGGAGCUUCUGUGCUGAGAGAUCCUAUAUUGAGUAAAGUUGAGAAUACCACUCCACCACACAUGGUUGCCAAGAAUGCAGAAUUCAAAAUGAUUUAUGAUCAGGAGUUCAAAAAAGAAAAGGAUGUGGAGUUGAAGCCAAAUAAGGAUAUUGAUGAACAGGAGUUGAAGCCAGAAAAUGAUGCAGAACUGAUGCCAAGUAAUGAUGUGGUUAAUGUUGAGGCAGUAAAUCUGGCGAAUGAUGAAGAGUUGAAGUCAGAAAAUAAUGCCGUCAAUGAUAAUCUGGCAAAGGAUGCACAUUUAUCUCCCCCAAAGAAUGCAGAAUUUGUAACAUUAAAGGCUGUGGAGGAGUUGAAUUUUGUCAAUGACAUUGAGGAGAUGAAGUCAAAACUGAAUGUACUUGAAUCAAAGCUUAAUGAGGCUGAAUCUACUAUUUCAAAAUUGUCAGAGGAGAGAAGAUUAAGCAUUCAGGACAGAAAAAUUUUGAAGGACGAACUAGCCAUGUUGAGGAGCAGGACAAGCACAAGAAGAGUUCAAGUGGGAUUUCCUCUUCUUUUUGUUGUUAUGGUUGCUCUUGUGAGUGUUUUGCUUGGAUACCUUUCUCACCCAUGAAUAUGAAGACAUUACAGAGUAUGUCAAAGUUUGUUAUAGUUAGAACUUUAAAGGUACUAAUUGAAUUCUCCAAGGAAUAGGAAGGGACUGUAAGUUCAUCCUUUUUGGGUUUAUUCAAUCUAGGUUAGUAUGUUGAGUGUGUAGAUGAUACUCUUAAUGAAAAUAUCGAAUGUAGAGUGCCUGAUUCUGAUAAAAAGAUGAGAAAAUAUUAUCUGAAAUAGUGGAUAAGAGGGUAGCUGUAAUAGAAUACUACUGUAAUAGAAUACUAUCUGUCCAAUGACCAAUGCCUCACUGUUGUAGAUACAUUAUUCCUGUCUUGAAACAGGUUGGUCAUACAUGUACACUCAUAUAUAUGCUCUUCCCUUAUAAAGUUGAGUUGAGAACGAA
This is a messenger RNA of Hevea brasiliensis (rubber tree), 2376 nucleotides long. RefSeq names its product vesicle-associated protein 2-2. The record is from RefSeq and is a predicted model, not a curated record. Gene Ontology annotation, biological process: endoplasmic reticulum membrane organization. Gene Ontology annotation, cellular component: endoplasmic reticulum membrane; plasma membrane. The transcript is spliced from 10 exons. Lineage: Eukaryota; Viridiplantae; Streptophyta; Magnoliopsida; Malpighiales; Euphorbiaceae. The coding region runs from base 943 to 1989 and encodes 348 amino acids.